Vicia faba (fava bean) is the source of this 345-nucleotide messenger RNA. The record is from the annotation of a GenBank genome assembly. Lineage: Eukaryota; Viridiplantae; Streptophyta; Magnoliopsida; Fabales; Fabaceae.
AUGAUGACAAAGCCUCAAGUUCAUAAAGAGAAUGAAGAUCAUGUACAUGAAUAUGAUAAGGUUAAUAGUAUCAUACCUAAUGUCGUUUAUAACAACUAUGAUCAUGCAUCAAAAGAGGUGAAGACUCUAGGUGAAAGUGUGAAUGAGAUCUAUUGUACUAUGAUUGGAAAUGACAAUAGAUUAAGUUCAGAUGAUAUGAGUGCCCAAAUUAAUGAAAGAGUUGAUUUCAUUGGAUUGAUGAAUGAUAAAAUUACAUCUAUCAAUAGGUGCUUGAGUUUGAAAACUAAAGAGCUUCCUUGUACCAGCAUAAUGAAGAUAACUCAUGAAGAAGAUCAUGUAGUGUAG